UUAGACCCAUACCGCGCACCGGACCAUGGUUUCCCGGCCGCCAGCUCCAGUCCAGUGCACCAAUAAUGGCCUUCCCGUCCAUAUAUACCCGCCCACCCCGCUUCGCACCACGGCACCAAACUCACCCACCUAUCCUCCUCCGAGCGAAACCAAGAGCAGCAACGAGCUGUGACUAGCAACCUUCUCUGAAUCUCUCUCUCUCUCUCUGCCGAGCAAUACCAUGGCGGCAUCUGUGGCCUGCGCCUUCUUCUUCGACGCCGAGCCGGUGGGCGAGCCCGGCAAGCACGCGCUGGACGCGUGCGCGCUCUGCGCCAAGCGGCUGGCGCGCGACAGCGACGUCUUCAUGUACAGAGGGGACACGCCCUUCUGCAGCGAGGAGUGCCGCCACGAGCAGAUGCGGCUCGACGCCGCCUGCGCCAGGCAGGCCGCCCGGCGGCUGCAGCGGUUCACGGCGGAGGCGGAGUGCCACCGUGGGCAGCGGCAGUCCAGGAAGGUGUCCAUCGCGAGCUAGCCGGCGCGGGAAGUUCUGUUUGGAUCGACCAGAUCUGAAUGAAUUCUGAAGAAAACUGCCGUUGUAUUCUGAAUGUCUAGGUCUCUCCGGCCGGUGCUCUCGCUGAACCGGAGGAGGCAUCAGAUGCACCUUGGCGCCGCCUACGGGAGGCCGGGCAGGGCUGCAUCAGGCGGCACGAAGCAUAGGUGCCUGUAGCUUUCCCGCAUGUGUCCAUGGCAAGCUAAUUAAGCUGCUCGGAUGGGAGGAAAUUGUACUUGUUCUCGGUCGGUCUGUGCCGUGCCGAUGAACUGAUUUGGUUCUAAACGGAAACAGAAAAGUAAACGCCAUGGAAUCAAACGAUUCACAGUUUGUUGAUCUUCA
Messenger RNA from Hordeum vulgare subsp. vulgare (domesticated barley), 871 nucleotides. Its product is annotated as FCS-Like Zinc finger 2-like. The record is from RefSeq and is a predicted model, not a curated record. NCBI's taxonomy places the organism in Eukaryota, Viridiplantae, Streptophyta, Magnoliopsida, Poales, Poaceae. The transcript has a single exon. The coding region runs from base 221 to 511 and encodes 96 amino acids.